Molecule: messenger RNA, 14166 nt
Organism: Porites lobata
Lineage: Eukaryota; Metazoa; Cnidaria; Anthozoa; Scleractinia; Poritidae
Source: the annotation of a GenBank genome assembly
AUGUCCACAUCACCAAGAGAAGGAUUAUUAAGUCAGAUAAAACACAAGGUUUCUGAAUUCUGUGGUCACACUACUGCGCAUGGCUAUGGACGUGUGGCCGAUGCCGGUGAAUCGCGGGCGCGAAAAUGGUUCUGGUUGUUAGCUUGUUGUGGUGCAUUUGUGGCCUUCAGUGUGCAGCUGUAUUUUAUCACGGAGCAGUACUUAUCGCGACCUCUGAAAACAAGAAUUAAAAUCAUGCAUGAUAAGGUAUGGCUCGUUAAUGUGUGAUUGGUAUUGGCUUUGAGCAAGAGAGAAUGUUCUUUUAGAUGGGACAGUCGGGGGCGUGGUUAAACCCUGGUCCCUAUUUGGGAAAAUAAAGAUUGAAAAUUUUAAAGAGGAAAAUACGCGUGUUAUGUGAUUAUAUCGUCCUCUUUCAACUUAGAAACGUCUAGCGUAAUGUGGUGAGGCACAAAACUGACUCGCUGCGGAACUGUUGGCACAGAGUAAGACACACAGAGUUAGGUCUGCAGUUGUAAGCACAUAAAGGGAGAGGAAAGGCAGCAAAGUGAGAGGGAAAAGGAAUGAAGCCUGGAAUUCAAGCGUUUUUUUAAACGAAAGCUCAUUACAUUGUUGGUGGCCACCAGGCCAACAUCUUCAAAGCAAGCCGUGUCCUCUCCCUUGGAAUCAUUUUUUAACUCGCCCCAACUCUCGAUCACUGUUCAACGUUCAAGAAGGCGGGAGAGCCGAACAGUAUCAUCACUAACACUGCAAAAUACGUCUGCUUUGCAGGCUAUUUCUCUCUCAGAAUCCUUUCCCUUUUUAACCCUUGGGUUUUGGCCGCCCGUCCGCGACGCUGGCUAGGCAGAGCAAGUGUAGUGUCACGUGACGUCAUGUUGUGUUAAAUCUCUGUAAUUGAAAAUGCAUUAAUGCAUUAGUUGCUUUUCCUUGCAGAAACUUUCCUUUCCUCAAGUCACUAUUUGUAACAUUAACAUGAUUCGCAAGUCAAAAUUUCCAAAUGAAAUACUGCAAGAAUAUCCUGAAUUACUGGACGAGUGUAAGUUAUCCCGUUCUAUAAUUGAAAAUUAGUGGCUGAUAUUAUGCUUUGUUUAUAAAUUGAAAUUAAAAUUUCCUUUUCAGUUUUCUAGCCAAAUGAUAAGUUUCCCUUAUCUUAUGUUUUAAUAGCAUUACUUAAACGGUCGAACAAAACUACAUCAAGGAGUUCAAGAGCUAAUAGCAACGCAAAGGGCCUCCCAAAUGUUAACGAUCUUCCAGAAAAAGACAGUCUUAUUGAAAGAGUUUUAACAAGUCUUGCCAAAAUUCCUGAAGAGAAACUUAUCAGCUAUGGACAUCAACUGGAGGACAUGAUUAUAGGCUGCGCCUUCAACUACAUAGACUGCUUGUGAGUAUAAUGGAGUCACACUCAAACCUUCUAGGGUGGAAAAAGGACUAAUUCGAAUUGUUGGGUUGAUUGAAGACUGACAGUACAGAUACUAUGAAAAUGUUUUUGCACUAGAAUGAAUUAUUCCAAAUUUGGAAUUUAAGCUUUAACGGGUUACUUUCAUUGAACAAAGUCUUAUAAAUUUUGGUCAAUUUCGACCCCGCUUGGCAUUUUAAGAGAAUUAAGAUAUUCUUAAAGACCCGAUGAUGACGGAUCCAAAGUAGCAAAAGUUUUGAAAUCAGGACAUCAUGUCUACGUACAUUGAAGUUGCACGUCACGCAUUAAAACUAAUCUUUAGACGUAAUAGGCCACUUCCGAGUUCCAAAAACCCUCGCUUUCAAAAUGAGGCUAGGUGCACAACCUUUCUUUUGAAAAUGAGUUUUAUUGCAUGAGAAUGAAAAAUGAUUACCAUAUCAAAGGCUGAGCACCUACCCUCGUUUUGAAACAGAGGCCCGGGGGAACUCGGAAAUGGCCUAUUGGACGUGAUUUAAGUCUCCAAUUAGUGAUUGUCAGAGUUGAAGGUUUUUUUUUUUCAAGUAAAAAGACAAUGGGUCCUGGAUCUUUUAUACUACUAUUCACCAUUAUUUUCAGGGAAGAAGACAUGCGCAACUCAUGGACACAUUUCUGGCAUAAGCUAUAUGGCAACUGUUAUACGUUCAACAAAGGAAUUAACGAUGUGGGUGAAACCACAGAAGUGAUGAAUUCGUCACAAGCUGGCCUUGGUAACUGACUAAAAUUCUUACAACAGACUUUUAUGUUAGAUUUUGUGGUUAGAUAUUGCAUAUCGGUGCUGAAUUCAAGCGAAGGUCGUGAUCGAUGUACAUUUUGAUCACUUCCCAACUGAAUAUCCUUCAUUUUCCUUCUUAACCUCAGCCAUGGCACUAGGAGCUACUGAGAAAUCAACAUAUAAUUUCGUACUUUUGUAAUAUUUAAUAAUUAUUCCAAGAAUGUGCGUUGGAUAUGAGAUGGUGGAUGGCUACAAUCAUCUCAUAUCCAACAAGCGCGAGUGGAAUAAUUGUUUAUUAAAAACGCCCAAAAAAUAGCGAGUUCUUCCCAACUUUUUUUAUAAAAACAACCGAUUUUCAGCUUGUUUUUAAUUUUGAGCAUAGGCGUACAGUUACCAUAAAAUUGGAGAGCAUGGUAUAAUGGCUCAUAUGUAAUAAUGGCUAAGCUAAUCAGAGCUCUGGAAAUUAUAUUAACCAAUGAUUCAGUUCUUAAUAAAGUUGGUUAUCUCAAGAACAUCUCACAUCUUAACAGGCUAAUACAUGGCAAGUUUAUUUAUUUAUUUAUUUUUCUGCAGGGCUAACCUUAGAAAUAAACAUCGAACAGUUGGAUUAUGUGAGCGUGCUUUCACAAGAGGCCGGCAUAAGAGUUUUUAUCGGAGGACAGAGAGAAAUGCCCUUCCCUUAUGAACAAGGAAUAAGUGUUUCUCCCGGUUUUUCUACGGCGAUUGAGCUUCGAAAGGUAAAAGCAAAACAAUAAGACCCUCACCAGCCAUAAGAGAGCACAGAGCUUGGAGGAACGAAAACCCUUUGAUCCCUUCUCACGGCACUUUUCACUUACCUAGUGGGAAGUAAAAGAAGCCACAACAUCAUUCAAAAAGAUUAGGGGACGUAGACCGGUCAGAUCUCGUGGCCAGGAGAGAUCUUAAUAUAGCCGGGGAUAUAUACUUCUCAAUCUCAUUAAUAAUUCAUUAACAAAAUACAAAGGAAAUUAAUGUUUAAUGAGUGUUUGGAAAUCGGAUGAAACACUGCUUAGUAUUUGCAUCCUUAAUUUCUCCUUCAAAAAUGAUUUUGUUUGAGAAGAAAUAUCAAACAUUCGACACAGUGUUUCAUCACCAGAUGAAACACCUCGAAGUUCGUCAAAAAUACUCCGCUGCGCGUCGUAUUUUCAACUCUCUUCUCGGUGUUUCAUCUGGUGAUGAAACACUGCAUCUCAUGUUUGAUAUAUUACAUGAUCCUCCUUCAGGUGUCGUAAUGGCUACCUGUAAACGGUGUAUGUAUGAAUGUAGCUUGUUUCACGUUUGCCAUCAGAGACUGAUUUACGACCUUAUUUCGAUACUCGAUCAAAGGAAUCAAUAAAACAGAAAAUAUCGGGGAAAAUGCUAUUUCAGUGUUGCCAUAAAAUACAGGGUGCCUACUUAUAAGAGGUCUGGUUAAGAUAAACCAUCUCGCUGUAGCUAGAGAUCAUGAAUGACGACUGACUUAACUCUUAACCAGAAAUUUGUUAAACUGACUUAUUAAUAUUUUCAUGUUUUGUCUUCGACAACAGCUAUAUAAAAUUAUCAUUCGAAGCAGAUUUUUCUUCCUUUUCAUGGCCGAGACCCCACCACGUCCAACUGUGUUUGGCUGCAAAUAAUAUUCUGCUCAUGCGUGAAUAAAAACUAUGCUUUUCUCCUUCUUGUAAUCGCUCUUGAUUGCAAAUGGCAAAUCGCUUUGCUUCCCAAAGAUAUUUAUUAAAAACAAACUCGGUGAUCGAAUGAUAAAACGAUUAUUAAACUCAGUUAUCGCAAUAUGUAUCGUGAUUUGCUUCGGUAAAUAUUUCAUCUCCUCACCACUGACAAAUCACGAUAUUUUGCUCAACCUCGUCCAAUAAUUGUUAAAUAUUUUAUUCCACUGAAUUUAAUUCGACAUCCCGAAACAAAGUCGUUUUAAAAUAAAGCCAGCUUGGCAUCUAGGUAAUAGUGCCACGUUUGAAUCGGUUCUAACCUUUUUUUUUCUUGACCUGAUCGGAAACGUUUUUUCCUUUACGCAGAAAGAAGUUUCGCUGCAUUUAAGGGAAUCCAAGACAGUCUUCGAUUCUGGAUUCCAUGCUGUGGAUUCCGGAUUCCGGGUACCGGAUUCUAGUCUUUAUCCGUAGAACUUGGAUUCUGGAUCCCAAAGCCAAGGAUUCCGGAUUCCACCUGUAAAAAUUUCCCGGAAUCCGGAAUCCGGAUUCCGGAUUCUCUUACAUGGGGCGAGCCGUUUCAUGCAGGUCUGAGAUUGCGUUAAUGAUUAUAAUGGCACGGGUGCAACUUCAGUACUCAAUGAACAGUGAGAUCAUUUUUGUCUCAUCUCUUCAUAUUCUUGCUGUCUUGGAUACAUAGGUUGCAAUUGGAAGGCUCGAUCCAUUUGAAAAUAGAAGUUGCAUAGAAACUGGUGAUGAACUGAUAGAAGGGAAUAACAUUUUUAGACGGUACAAUGUGACCUACACCUCCAUGGUAAGUGAGCCUUGGAGAUAUCUCUAGGAUGAGUUCCACCUUGGGUUCGAUUUUGUCAUUGUCAUUUUAAAAAAGUACGUAAAAAAGUAAUGGACGAAAAAAUGAAUUUGUUUCAAAUUUGCUCAGCGCAAAUUUUAUGCAAAUUUUUGCAAAAUGCGGAAUAAAUCUGUGCAAAUGUGACAUUUAACCACUUUUGAACAGAUUUAUCUCUCAGUUUGCACAAAUUUGCACAUGAUCAAAUUUGAUGCAAAUCUUCGUCCAGAGUAAAUUUAAACGUAUUCAGAACUUUGCUGCUCGAAUUGCCACCAGUAUGCGCACAUAUGAUCACAUCACACCAGUUUUAAAAGAGGUUAAAUGGCUACCAGUGGCAACUCAGUUAUACUUUAGAAACGCUAUCAUGGCCUCUAAAUGCCUAACAUCCCGCGUGCCGGAGUACCUUUCCUCCCAGUUCACCAAGCGAGAAGAAAUAAGCAGCAAGGGUGGACCAGUGGUGAGAGCACUCGGCUCCCAACAAUGUGGCCCAGGUUCAAAUCCUGGCGUCGAAGCCAUCAGUGGGUUGAAUUUGUUGUUGGUUCUCUCCCUUGCUUCGAGAGGUUUUUCUCCGAUCACUCUGGUUUUCCCCUCUCCUCAAAAACCAACACUUCCAAAUUCAAAUUCGAUCUGGAACACACGAACACGUUUAAACGAGUUCGUAAGAACUCCUAUUAAGUGCUUUAUGGGUAAACAAAUUACAAUUUAGAAUUUUUUACAACAGGCGGGCGUGCUGAAUACCAUUCCAUUUUUUAAGACUGAUGGUGGUCAGAGGACGUUUUAUUAUAGAAUAGUCAGUUUCUGGAACUCCAUGGAAAGCUGUCUUUUAAAACUCUCGAGUCAGUAUUAUAUCUUCCUUUAAGUUCAAUCUAAAGCGUGAUUUCAUCAAGGAUUUCAUAGAUUAAUCUUGAGUACUUUAUUAUGUCAAUUAAGCUAGUAGUGUCAAAAUUUUUCUUAGCUAGAGUUUUUAAGUGUUUUAAAAUAUUUUAAAUAGUAUUAUAUCUUCCUUUAAGUUCAAUCUAAAGCGUGAUUUCAUCAAGGAUUUCAUAGAUUAAUCUUGAGUACUUUAUUAUCUCAAUUAAGCUAGUAGUGUCAAAAUUUUUCUUAGCUAGAGUUUUUAAGUGUUUUAAAAUAUUUUAAAUAGAUUAUACUUACGAUAAAAUAUUAUUGUACUAUUUUUAGUGUCCCCAAAGUAGGUUUUUUCUGUAGGAAGUUAUUAUCUUUUAUAGCUGUAUGUACUUAAAUUUAAUUUAUAAUUCGUUAAACAUUGCUAAACAAAACAAAAGAAAAAUUAACGCAACAAUUGAUAUUGUUAUUUUAUCUAAUCAGCUUUGCAAGAUGUCGUGCUUUGCUGAGUUGAUGAAUGAGAAGUGUGGCUGCGUUUGGUACUCGAUAAGCUACGACGCGAACAUUCCUGUAUGUGACAUUGAAAAUAUGACAGUCGGUAAGCCCCUUUGCACAUAUAUAGACUGAUUUAACUAUGCGUGUAUACUUAAUUUUUUAUGUUCUAAUGUUUGUGUUUUGCGGUGUAUUCCACCAUUUGGGGUGUUAGCUUUGUGCAAGAGAGAAUAUAUAAGAAUAAGAAAGUGAAUCCCCCAAGCUUGGCCCUCUUUUUAUGAAAAUUAUUUGAAAUCUAUUCUCGUUUCUCUCAUGCGGCAAUUGCUGGUUUUCAGUGUUACGCCAUUCAAAAUAGAUCAAAAUAGAAAUCAAAACCGUUCGAUAGAUCAAGUCCAGAAUCUGGGAAAUGAAAGGAGAUACAUAUAAAGACCCUCGCCGAGAUUCAGGUCAGAGGAAUAUUUCGUAUACGAGAUAUCCGAAGAAAUGUUUUACCCAAACUUAUAGAGAUUUGUAUGGAGACGCCAGGCUGGUGCUCACCUGGAUAAGCGCCAACAUGGCGGACGGAAACCAACAGAAACAUUUGCCUAGUCCCUAGGCCUCAUUUUUCCUCGCGGCCAAAGCGUUUCAGGUCACGUGAUCCAUGUGAAAAUGUUCCCCGCCCGUUCGUCUCGGAUACGUCACUGAAACGAAUUGACCGAGAGGCACUGGGAAAACGCCGUACAGGGACUAGGCAACAGAAACAUCUGUUACCGAGUUUUGCUACAAAGGCGUGAAUUUAUUCUUCGAGAAACUCAUUAACAUUAAAGUAAUACUUUUUCUAGUACAUGAACUGUUAAGAUAGCAAAAUUUCCUGAACUAAGUCAUUUUUUUUAACCUACAUGACAGCUCUCUUGGCCGUCAGGUAAAUGCCGCGUCACGCAAAAGAUUAGAAAUUCAAGCGUACUCUAUCACAAAACCAAGAAGCGUAAAUUUGUAUGAAAAUUAGUUUUCAGCUGCUCUAAUGCAUGGUAAAAGUAAAAUCUCGGUAGGAUCGAUAGUUUUUUAGUUUGAAUUUUAGUGACGUCGUGUGAAAACCAACAACUGGUAUGAGCAAUUUACUUUAUGCUCUAGGGUCUGGUUGUUGACCUUAACACUGUUGAAACAGGUUCAGAAUGGGAGUUCUCUAAUCUUAUUUGACACGUACAAAUAAUUCUCAUCCCAGUUCUCAGCUAUCAGUUUAUUGGGCACUCAGGUAGCAAUCAUGUGACUUGAACAGGGUUAAUUUUAGAGCCCAACAGCUAUUCCGCAACAACAAAAAUCCUCGCCUUGAGCGUUCCGGCCGUUAAUUAUUUAAAUCUGCUAAAAUCUGUUUUAGGUCAUUCAGAUAUUUGCUUUAAGCAAGUGUUUUAAGGAAGAAAAAAUUCACGUAAAAAAGAAAAAACCUAAAUUAGUGUAACAGGAAUUUUUCCUUCUUUUUGCAGUGGUUUGCGUCAAUGAAGUAGUCGACAAAUUUCAUGACGGUGCUUGCAACAAUCAGUGUAAAGAACAAUGCAGGUAAAACUUUGUCCAUUAAGCUAAGGUUGGUUUCCAUCGCCACAAUCGUUAGGCUCACUGAAAAAAUAUUGUAUUGUAUUGAGCGUUGCGUCUUCGCAACCGCAACGAUCGCUGCCGUUCACUCUCGUGUCUAGAGUCCUCUGGCUCUUUGGCCAGCGGUCGGUCCCCAGGGAAAAUUGCUGCCACACCUAUGAGUUUGAAAAGUAAAUGAUCGUGCAAGUGGUUGUAUCGAUUCUAUGGAAACCAGGCUUUAUUUGAACGUUAAACUUUAACUCUUUCCUUUUUUAUAGCAAGUUUCUCUUACCAAUCCAGCCACGCUCAGCGAUGAUGAUGGCCACGUUUUUUGAAGCUGUAGUUUGCGUUGCCUUUUUGUGUCUUUUGUGUCUUUAAAUACUUUAGUUUUUUUCGUGUAAGAGUUCCUUUGUAAGAGUUCCUGUUGUCUUUUAUUUGAACAUGUACCUAUUCGUCUGGUGGCGGAGUAGUUUUGCCCUACCGUCAUUGGAAAAUACUAUUGGAACGAUCUCCCCCUUUCUAUUCGCAAUAAAUCAUCGAAAAUGCUGUUCAAAAAGGCACAUAAAAAAUAUUAUCUUGCUCAAUAUUGACUUGUGUGCGUGUGUGUGUGCGUGCCUGCGUGUUUGUGUUUUAAUGAAUAACAAAACUACAAAAGAAUAAAGUCAAUCUUGUUAAAGGGCCAUGAUUAGUUUUACUAUAAUGUGCCCUACUCCAUUCUAAUUUUCUUCUUUUAUUAUUAUUAUUAUUAAGUACACGUAGUUUAAGCAACUUUGUACCAAUUGAUAUUGUACAACUAAUGUAUUAUUAAUAUUGUACAACUAUUGUAUUAUUGUACAACUAAUGUAUUAUAGGAUGGAGUAAAAAAUAAAAUACAAAUACAAAUACAAUUUUUCUUUUAAAUUUUAAGCUUUUUUUGGCUAUUAUCGUGCAUUAAGAAUAGCUCCAUGUAAGGUAAAACGAGACAGUCUUGGAUUCUGGAUUCCAGAUUCCAAUCCUUAAAGAGGGAUUCCGGACUCCUUGAGCCGAAUUCCGAAUUCCAAAGCCCAGGAAUCUGGAUUCCACACGCAAAAUUUUCUUGGAUUCCGGAAUGCUCACGGUUUUAAUUAUUGUUGCUUUUCAUGAUGUUCUCCAUUUCUCCUCAAUGAAGGGAAGACGAAUUCAAGUCAUCUGUUUCCAUGGCAAGGUGGCCUUCAAGACAAUACUUGGUAUAGAUUAAAUCUCUUUCCUUGACUAAUUAACUCUAAGUGUCAUUGUAAAUACGUCCUCUGUGCUCAGAAAGCUAAUGUAGAAACAUACCACUAACCUACAAUCCCCGUCAAUCAAUCAAUCUUGAAACACUUCCAUGCGUUUCCCCUUCCCCAACGUUGAUUUGAGUGAGAGUAAAAAGUGUGAGGAUUAAAUAGCAAGAAUUUUCUAGAAAAUUCAAGAGAAGCGGUGUUUGUUUCUACUUACGUCAUCACUACCAAGAUCUUAUCAACACUGAUAUUGACCACUCCAGAAAAUACCAUAACAUACCAUAACGCUCUUUGUUUGUCACCCCGAAUUUUGCAUAAGCAUUGUCUUCAGUUUCUCUUGUGAGUUAAAAUGGCCCCAAGAGAAAUUGAAAACAAUGCUCAUGCAAAAUUUUGGAGUGACAGAAAAAGAGCAUUAUGAUAUGUUAUGGUAUUUUCUGAAGUGGUCAAUUGCAAUCGGACCAGGAGAUUCACAAAAAAAAGAGGGAAUCAGGUCUAAAUUGAUAUAAUGCCAUGUUAAUUUUUUCCAGUGUGACUCUUGUUAUUUCCGAAUGUUCCUGCGAUAAUCUUAAAAUGGAUUCAAUAACCCUGAAGUCUUUCAUUUUUUUUACUUUAAUUUUCAGACUUCUCUCCUUGGUGAAUUAGAACGGCACGUUCCUAAUAUAACUGAGAACAGGGGAGACGUUGGGUAAGAUAGUACUAGUUAAUAUUCAUUCAAAAUUUUUCUCCGUUUCUGGUUGGCUGAAUCCCCGUGCUAAUUCUUCAAAGCCAACUAGCGAUGACAAAAUUUGGAAGAUUUUUGAGAUAUCCGAUAAAAGACAGAAAUGGUACAGGGAGGCUGAUCAUGGAGGCUGUAUCCUCUGAUCUGCAAAAUUCUUUACUUCAUACUCAGCCUUAUUCAAUAAUUAUUAAAUGAUCAUCAUCAUCACCAGCAGUCAUAAUCAGAAUCAUUAUUAUCAUCACGUAACAACAACAACAACAAUUAUUAUUAUUAUUAUUAUUUUAUGGUUAAGUCUGUAACUUGCUAUGCGGACCAAAUCUCAAAAGCAAAUGCUUAUCGCUGCUCUAUCUCGAAAAAAGGUUUAAAGAAAUUUGUAAGACGUCUGUCAACCAUGAGAACUUCAACAUUUUAACCUGUGUUUAUAUGUGAGCGAGGGCGAUGAAGAAACUGAAUUGUAAUCUUAUCGAAGAAGAGCACUCUAGUCAGUGUUUGAAAAUUUCAUCGCAGUACACAGUAAAGAAGAUGUAAAUCGACGGGCAGAGAUGCGAGAUGUUUUGUCCAAGAGAAAACGAGCCACAAAUAAGAUAACAAACAUAAGCUUACCGAGCGCAUCUGGGGCCCUUCCAUCUAAUAUACACCAACCCCUACCAUGGAUGAUGUUCACGGUUUUUGCAGUUAAUUUAAUCCUUUUUUUUAGUCUUUCAGAAGUAAUGUUAAUCCUAACCCCCUUAGAAAUACCUACGGAUGAGUUAAAAAAAAAUUGAAGCCCCAUGAGAAAUACCUGUGGAUGAGAUCAUGAUCUCGUCUGAAGCCCUUAAGAAAAUUAUUAUGGAUGAGUUCGCCCUUAGUCCAUAAAUCGAUGGAAAAAUCUGAUAAGAGGUAGUAAGCAUAAUGAUAAUGAUGAUGAUGAUGAUGAUGAUAAUAAUAAUAUUGAUAUUGAUAUUGAUAUUGAUAUUGAUAUUGAUGUUAAUGUUAAUGUUAAUGUUGAUGUUGAUGUUGAUAUUGAUAUUGAUAUUGAUAUUGAUAAUUGAUAGUGAUGAUAAUGAAGAUAAUGAUGAUGAUAAUGAUACUGGUGAUGAUGAUGACAGCUGUUUUCGUAGCAAUUAAACUAAAUUUCAAUGGUUGAUUAGCGAUGAAAAGUUACAAAACAAACAAAAGCUUUUCACAUAAAUGUACAAACGUCAAUUCUUUAAUACUCCAGUCAUAACACCAGUGUCCUAUCAAAGUGCGCUCUGUGUGUAAGUGUGAAACUCGGUAAUUGAUUUAGGGACUGUGCAAUAAUUAUCAGGAGGGGGGGGCUGAAAAAUCAGAGGGGGGCAUUACAUAAAAUUGAUGCCAAGAUAGGGGGGUCUCAAAGUAAAAUAAAUCAUUUGACGGAGGGGGGGCCUUAAGUUUUAUUCGAAGUGUGAAUAAAAUUAAACGCAAUAAAAGAUUCUCAAUACAGGCAUCAUGAUAGACUGUAACUGAAAUAUCAAUACGAACAGCUGUUGAUGAUUAUUGAAAAUAUUCCAUCAAAAUGAAAAAAAAAUUCACAACUGAUCAAUUUUAACCCGUCUUCUAAUUAAUUGAGCUGAUCCUAUGUAAAGCAAAAAUCAUGAACUUGUUUUUCAGCUUUCCCCAUAAAACAAUGGGAAUCAAACAGAUCUCGUAGACAAGUGAAUAAAAGUAAUGUUUCUUCAUCGACUGAAUCGAUUUGCUGAAUUCCAUAUAUAUCUGGCUCAUAACAAAGUUCAACAGGCUCUCCUCCCAAGGAUCUAAAUGUAAUGCAAGCUCUUUUUCGUCUGUUAUUUGAAGCGUUCAAUCUCCUGUUCUUUGAUUUUUUCUCUGCUCCUUUCUCUUUCUGGCUUCAGAAGUUUUAGAUUUUGAGCCAAUGUGGUAAGCACCCCGGUACUUAGCAAAUGCUUUGUCUAAAUCUUCAAUCAAGCGGGCAACAUCCUUCUCGAUACUAGAUGUUACAUAAUAACGUUUGUCAUUAUUGAAGCUGUGAUGGCAGCUCAGUCCAUUUUUGAGUUUACCAGUGUUUUCAGAGAAGAGGCUAAGUGGGUGGUGGGAGGGGGGGGUGCGACGUUAUUUUUAACAUAACAGAGGGGGGUUAGAACUAAUUUUUUUUGUUUUGGAGGGGGGGGUAGUGUCUAAGUUUUUGCUAGAUAACUCUAGUUUUUCAGCCGCCCCGCCCCCUCCUGAUAAUUAUUGCACAGUCCCUUAUUUGUUCUUUGUCCCAUAGAGAUUAUUUUCUCAAGCUGAAGAUUUACUAUGGAGAAUUAAACUAUGAACUGAUCGAGGAAGAGGCAGCUUACUCGGUAAGGCGUGUCGGCGGCUCAAAUCUUAAUGGCUCUUUCCAUACAAUAAUUAACAAUUAUUCUUUGAAAUCGAGGUGAAUAGUGGCAAAAUAUUUACCGAGACGCGAAAGCGGCGAGGUAAAUAUUCGCAAAGCCACUAUUCACCGAGAUUGAAAAGAAUAAUUGUUUUAGUAUAUACACACGAAGUGAUCUCAACAAAAUCAGAGAGGAAACCAUUCAAAAGUACGAUUUGAUUGACACAUCAAAUCACGCGUAAGUUUAAAAAUAGAUCUUUGCAGAAAUUUCAAACAUGGCAAUUCACAAGUUUAUCAUUUCGCAAACAACAGCGUAAUGGCUUAAAUGGAACCGCUAAAAGUUUUAACUGUUUCCUUACCUGAGAUGAAAAGUAGAGCUGUGUUUUUUUCUGUUGACUCGCCAAGACGAAGUUUAUAGCCAAAAGCAAAAGGGUUUGUUGUGUCGUUCUUCGCAUGAAGUGCUGACAAAAAUGGCGGCUCAGUUGCUCGAGGUAAGACGUCGUCUUUCUGUAUCAUUCUUUUUCCCGUUUACUUGAAACGUAGAAUUUCUGCAAACAUUUCCUUUUAAAUUUGUUUGUCAUAAAUAAACUUCGAUUUUUGAGCCAAAAUUUUCUUCUUAGAAAACGCUGAGUUCACGCAACGGCUUCUUCUACGCGAAUACACGGGAGUUGUAAACAAUCCAUCAAGCACAAAGCUCCUGCUACAGUAAAUUGAAAAACGCCGUAUUGAAUCCUUCCAAGUCUUUUUUUGCCUUAAAAAAAGUCAGCCCUAGGAUUCUGUCGACUUUUAAAAGAUCGUUCUCUAAAAAAUGGGAAAAACACUGAGCUCACACAUUAUCCACUCGCUAGGAGGUGAAUAUUGUUGAAUAGUCCGAGAUAGCGAACCAAUCAGAUUGCUUAAAUCACCAAGGUCACUGAGUGUGUAUAUACUAAUAAUGAUUAUACCAAAACCUAAUGUUAAAAGUCUAGAAAUAGUUAGAUAAUUUAUGAAGUAUCUUGGUAGGCUCGGUACAAUUGUAACAAUGUAAAUACUGCUUCUCGUUCUCAAGCGCCUGAGCAGAGGGCAGCUAUUAUCAGUAUCAAAAAAAAGGAACCAGUUAGGGCUCAGUUGUUCGAAGGCCGAUUAGGGAAAAUCCAGGUUAAAUUAAGCUUUAAACUGGUUUUUUUUUUUGCCUGUUGUUAAAAUUUUUCGAAAGCAUUUUCCUCUAUUCUUUGUUUAGAGCAUCUUCUCAUGAAAUUGUAGGCAAAAAUAAUUGAACUGAAUUUACUUUUAAGCUCACAUUUUCGAAUUCUAAUUUCGCACUAACCCUGGGUUAUCUUAAGCCAGCUUUGAAGAACCUUGCCCUCACCAAUAACAUUGGGCUUAGUAAUAUAAAGCGAAUAAAGGGUCUGUUUACACAGAGGAAGGGCCGGGUAAAAUGCUUACUAGGCUACCGGCGGCUAUCGGAGCAGUUAACACAUUCAAACUCCGCCUAGCGCCAAAAUCGUUCUAAAAAUUAACUUUUCCUUGAAAACACCGUGAUACAACUACAGUCCGCUGGCCGAAAAAGCUAAGGGCAAAACCGAACCAUCGUAACUCGCCCAGAAGAGUACCAGCCAGAAAACACCACGGCAGAAUGUCAGGGGUAAGCAGGCCAGCCUUGCAUGCAAGACACUUCAAUGCCUUUUCGAAAAAUAGGCAUAAAUGUCGACGGCCCCUUUAGCCACUGGGCACACAACAUCCAUUUAUUCAAUGCCCUCCAAUACCAUAAUACGUUUCUUUUUUAACAGAUGAAUAGCCUUUGGUCUGACAUCGGUGGUUUAAUGGGAAUGUGGAUCGGCAUCUCUGUGUUAACGGUGGUGGAGGUAUUGGAGCUCACUGCAACCAUUACUGCUACAAUCGUGAAGACGCUUAAGAAGAAGAAAUCUCACAUUAGGGAGGUGAAGCCACAGAAAGAAGACAAUUUACAACGAUUUUAACAACGUUUAUUUCCAAACUACUCUAGAAUAUAAGUAACCAAGGUGCAAAAUACUGAGCAUACAAAGAAGAACAAAUUAGAGGUACUGUAUUAUUCAGAUGAUGGCAUUUACUGUUAUCACAAACAGAAACAAAAUUUAAUACCCUUAAGCACAGCAGUAUUGAAUACGCCGUUCCACAUUAAAGUGCCUUUAAAUGGACACAUGUUAGUUGUUCAUCUCAGCACUAAGAGCCAUCUUGUUCAGUAUACUGAUUAUCAGUGUUAUUUGAAUAGACACUGACAUUUUUAGGCUCGUUAGCUAGUAUUUCGCAAUAUUUGUAGGGUUCAUUUGCUGUUAAUAGGAAACGUUAAUGAACGGAGACUAUGGAGACAAUAAAAAGGCUCCAUUUUAAUAAAGAAAGAGUUGCUCACGG